Vanessa tameamea is the source of this 1526-nucleotide messenger RNA. Its product is annotated as cytochrome P450 4C1-like. NCBI's taxonomy places the organism in Eukaryota, Metazoa, Arthropoda, Insecta, Lepidoptera, Nymphalidae. The record is from RefSeq and is a predicted model, not a curated record. The transcript has 9 exons. Bases 31 to 1524 code for a protein of 497 amino acids. Gene Ontology annotation, molecular function: heme binding; monooxygenase activity; oxidoreductase activity, acting on paired donors, with incorporation or reduction of molecular oxygen.
UGAUUGUAGGAUCACCGAGACCACAGCACCAUGUGGCUUUUCUUUAUAGUAUCAGUUCUACUGGCACUUGUAACGAUAGAACUUUACUAUCGAUUCGGAAAAGCUGGAAGACUUAUUAGGAAAAUACCCGGACCAAAACCUUGGCCUUUAGUUGGGAAUAUACUAAGUUACUUUCAAACGCCAGAAAAGCUGUUUAUUUAUCAACGAUACUUAAAUAAACAUUACGGAGAUGUUAAUCAGAUUCAUCUUUCAUUAGCUAUUCGGAUGGUGAAUAUCAGCAAUCCACAGGAUAUUGAGAUAGUUCUAUCUGGAUCUGAGCACAAUUACAAAGAUCAUCCAUACAUCUACCUUAUGAACUGGCUUCGAGAGGGGCUGUUGGUCAGCAAUGGUAUAAAAUGGUUUCAAAGAAGAAAAAUGUUAACAAAAGCAUUCCAUUUUAACAUCCUACAAAAAUAUUUCGUGACCUUUAAAGAAGAGGCUGAACAUUUUCAGAAGGUCGUGCAGGAAGAGGUUCGGAAACAACAAACGAAUUUACUUCCUUUCUUGAGUUCUACGACUCUACGGAUCAUGUGUGAAACAGCAAUGGGGUCCACACAUGAAAAUAUGCAAUCGUUGAUGAGCAAAUAUUUCUCAUCAUUAGAAGACAUAGGUGAUUGUUUCACGAAAAGAAUAGUGGCACCAUGGUUGCACUUAGAGCCUAUUUACCAGCUCACUAGCCUGGCAAAAAAAGAAAAUAUUGCUGUGAAAUAUUUACACGGCUUAACUAAUAGUGUUGUAAAAAGUAGGCGGAACUUUUUGGCUGAGAGGAACUUCAAUCAAUUCGACAACGAUGGCGAGUGCAAUAAUAAAGAAAAGUUAGCAAUGUUGGAUCUGCUUCUCAAAAAUGAAAAAUCUGGACUCAUAGACCACGAAGGCAUCCGAGAAGAAGUAGACACAUUUAUGUUCGCGGGUCACGACACGACCGCAACCGCUAUGACUUUCAUGUUAAUGACUUUAGCUAAUGAACCAAUAAUCCAAGAUAAAAUUUAUGCGGAGAUUUGUGAAAUUUUUGGUGAAACAGAUCGAGCAGUGACAACAGAGGAUUUGAACCUAAUGAAAUAUCUAGAAUGUUGUAUCAAGGAAUCAUUGAGGUUGCAUCCGAGCGCACCUAUUAUUGCUAGAUACCUAAGACAAGACACAGUAUUAGGUGGCUACACAGUACCUGCGAAUACUACUUGUUUAAUCUACAUUUACGAUUUGCAUCGCCGUGCUGAUUUGUAUCCGGAACCCGAGCGUUUUAUUCCUGAAAGAUUUCUCCCAGAGAACUGUGCAAAGAGACAUCCUUUUGCCUAUGUACCGUUCAGCGCUGGACCCCGGAAUUGUAUAGGCCAGAAGUUUGCCAUGAUGGAGAUGAAGACAGUGAUGUGUGCACUACUCAGGAAGUUUCGCGUGGUGCCCGUGACCAAACCUUCAGAUCUCGUUUUCAAAUCUGAUGUUGUACUACGUACCGUACACCCGAUAUACGUUCAAUUUCGUGCGAGAUAGUA